AUGUGCGACAAACAGUAUCCUACCUGCAAAAACUGCAUCCGUAAUGGUUUUCUUCGUGAAGACUACAGCAACACGGGCAGUCGUUGUAUUCACAAGGAUGGUCAGAAGAUCAGAGCAAUGUCGCCUCCUCAUACGGCGAGAGUGCUGCAGUCCAAAAGACCCCAUCCAACCUUCAUCAACCCACCAUCAGAUUUCAUGCUCAACUAUAACCCAAAUGAUCGAAAAAGCCUUCAAACCUCUAAUCCCAAAACCCUAACCGCAGUGCCUUUUUCUAUGGGGCCGAUACCUGCGACGACAACAUCUAUGCUCGUGCAUCAAGACAACAACAGCAGAGUUCAGUGGAUCGCCUUUGACACCUUUGACUUCUCCCGCGACCGCGUCAAGACUGAAUACACGAUCCGCGGUGACAUGGAGACCGUCCAUAUAGACAAUCUAGCCGCGGAUUUCAAGGAGGAAGCUGCAUUUAUCCUUGAGCCUGGUUCGCGGACUGAUACAGAGGCAGCCGCUUGACUUACAAAACUGAAUGCAGCACUGUGGGCUGGGCAUUGGCUGAAUUGAACACUGCAUUGCACCGCAAGAGAGGAUUGAUCCAGAUGGCCGUUAACGCCUGGCGGAACAGCAAUUUGGACCCUUCG
Molecule: messenger RNA, 635 nt
Organism: Talaromyces stipitatus ATCC 10500
Lineage: Eukaryota; Fungi; Ascomycota; Eurotiomycetes; Eurotiales; Trichocomaceae
Exons: 2
Coding region: 1-510 (169 amino acids)
Source: RefSeq, a predicted model, not a curated record